Messenger RNA from Linum trigynum, 1212 nucleotides. The record is from the annotation of a GenBank genome assembly. NCBI's taxonomy places the organism in Eukaryota, Viridiplantae, Streptophyta, Magnoliopsida, Malpighiales, Linaceae.
AUGGCAAGGUGCCCAAGGCAAAGGAAGAAGGCAAUCAUAGCCGCUGUUUCUAUGUACUUGGACCUCCUUUUCAAUUUUAUGAAACUUGUUAUGCAAUAUUAUGACGCUGUUGAAUCUGAACGCUUGGAAAGCAUAGACCAGGGAACUGCUUGGGAGACACCAAUUGCUAGACAGCUAGCUAGGAAUUCUUUCAUGAGAUGUAUCGUUUCCCACGGUGAUAUAUCUUGCACUAUGCUUGUUAGGAUGAACUGUAGGACAUUUCAGAAACUUUGUAUGCUUCUUAGAGAUGUGGGAGGUCUUAGGUGUAGUUGUUACCUUGAAAUAGAUGAGAUGGUCGCCAUCUUCCUGUACACCAUAGCCCAUAACGAAAAGAAUCUUCAGCUCCAAGUUACCUUUCGUCGUUCAGGGGAAACGGUUUGUAGGGUCAUUAAAACUGUUCUACAUUCGGUUUUGAAACUGCACUCUGUUUUACUACGGAAACCGAAGCCUGUUCUAGAGAAUUCAGAUGAUCCCAAAUGGAAGUACUUCAAGAAUUGUCUUGGGGCACUUGAUGGAACAAUAGUGGAGGUACGUGCUACAAAAGAGAAUCAAGAAAGGUACCGUACUCGCAAGGGAACGAUUGGAAUGAAUGUCCUAGGAGUUGUUGAUCAGAACAUGGAAUUCAUUUACUGCUUGGCGGGCUGGGAAGGGUCUGCUCAUGAUGGGAGGGUUUUGAGAGACGCCCUUAUUAGACCAAAUGGUUUGAAGGUUCCUAGAGGUUUCUAUUACUUAUGUGAUGCUGGAUACAGCAACUGUGAGGGGUUCUUGUCGCCAUUUCGAGGUCAACGUUAUCACCUAAAAGAUUGGGAUGGGAGAAGACCAAGAUCCCCUGAAGAAAUAUUUAAUAUGAGACACUCAACAGCAAGAAACAGUGUAGAAAGAGCAUUUGGCAUACUGAAAAUGCGCUGGGCAAUUUUGAGAGAUACCACUUGGUUUUCUACCAAGAUGGUUACAAAAAUAGUCAAUGCAUGCUGUCUGUUGCACAACUUCAUCUUCAGACUAAAAGUGGGUGCUGAUGUGUUCGAGAGGUUGUAUGUUGAUGAAGAUGAAGACGAUGAACCAGAUGUGGAUGAAGAGCUUAUACUUCAUAUCCAGCCUUCAAUAGAGUGGUCAGAUUUUAGACAGAAAUUGGCACAAGAUAUGUGGAAUGCUAGGCCAUGGGCUGGUAAUUGA